AUGGAUAUACUGAUAGAGAAGGUAAGGGAGGGCGCUCCGUCUUUGCGAAUGAUGUCGGUUAGUGAAGGAGAGCAAAAAUAUAUUGAUGGAGAAGUUGAAGGAUUGGAGAAGGUUAAGAUCUCGGAGGAUAAGAGGGUCGGCAGCGAUAUAGAGAUAUUCGCUGACAUCCGCAGGUUUCACGCUUACACGACGCUUAACGCCAAAAACCAAUUCCGUGCUCCUACCGAGUGGGGCAUCGUACUGAGACCUGCUUCUAUAUCUACCGGCAAAACGGCGGACAACAACGACGAGGACGUCGCAGCCGCCAUCGCCUCGACGCCAUCCUCAUCCUCUUUUACUUCUUCCUCUGACCAAUUGCGCUGUCUCGCCUGCGAUUCUGAGCGAGUCCGCUCCUGUUGGGUCAUAGCCAUGCGCCUGGCCAAGGGCACAAGAAGUAGCGGACUAAGGGUGAGAAGAUGGAGGGAAGUUGCUAGGACUGGCGUGGCAACUUCUUGA
Diabrotica balteata is the source of this 495-nucleotide messenger RNA. Lineage: Eukaryota; Metazoa; Arthropoda; Insecta; Coleoptera; Chrysomelidae. The record is from the annotation of a GenBank genome assembly.